UCACAACGCCUUUGCCGCGUUCACGUUGGACACAGUGUAAUUGAAUCAUUCGAUUAUUUCUAUCACUAUUUAGAUAUACUUGUUCUAUUAUACAGCAGCACAACCAUUCUCUUGCACGCAUUGACAUCUAUUUGAGACGUUUUAUUGUCUAUCAAAUUUAUUUUACUUUCAACAUUUCAACAUGAGUCAGAUGAAUCUAAACCCAACUUCUUCGCCACAACAAAUGCAAUGGAUUCCAGCAACACCACAACCGAUGGGUCCUACUAGUACACAAGUUGUAUGUACUUCAUGUGGACAUCAUGUUUAUUCUUCUACUUCCAGAAAAGCUAAAGCUAGUGCUUGGUGGAGUUGUAUACUAAUGUGUAUUUGUGGAUGUUUUUGUGGAUGCUGUCUAAUACCGUGCUGCAUGGACUCGUGCAAUGUUGUCAACCACAAAUGUCCAAGGUGCAACACGUUUUUGGGACAGUAUACAGCUUGAACUGAAAUAAUGUACUUCAAGUUAAAUCCAAUGUAAAAUUAAGUUUAAUUUUUUAUUUAUGUAUUCUUGAUAAUUUAUUGAUUCAUUUAAAACUUAUGAAACAUUAAUUACACAAAAAAUGUUACACUUACAUUAUUAAUUAUCUAUGAUCAUAGCCAUUGUAACUCAAGGAAGAAAUAUAAUUUUUUUUU
Sipha flava (yellow sugarcane aphid) is the source of this 669-nucleotide messenger RNA. Its product is annotated as lipopolysaccharide-induced tumor necrosis factor-alpha factor-like. The transcript is spliced from 3 exons. Gene Ontology annotation, molecular function: zinc ion binding. The record is from RefSeq and is a predicted model, not a curated record. Lineage: Eukaryota; Metazoa; Arthropoda; Insecta; Hemiptera; Aphididae. Bases 182 to 478 code for a protein of 98 amino acids.